Molecule: messenger RNA, 1761 nt
Organism: Lachancea nothofagi CBS 11611
Lineage: Eukaryota; Fungi; Ascomycota; Saccharomycetes; Saccharomycetales; Saccharomycetaceae
Source: the annotation of a GenBank genome assembly
AUGCCUCCCGAAAAGCUUAAAGAGCUUUUAAACUGGGGCUACCAACAUGGCGUUCAGCAUUCGAAAGAUGUAGAGUUUGUUCAAACACCGGACAAGGGCAUUUCAGUUGUUGCGAAGAGCGAAAUUUCAAAUGCAAGCUUCCAGGUACCGAUAGACAUUGUGAUCCGCAGGAGUCUGGCUGAACAACUGUUCCAAAUCAGCUCCAAUCACAACACUUGGCUCAAGUUCUUGGUGGCAAAGUUAAAAUUUGAUUCAAACGCGACCGUUGUGGAGUCGCAAAACCUGAAAACCAAAUUCGCACCUUAUAUCGAUGCCCUGCCACGAGAAAUAGACUCUCCACUUGUCUGGAACCCAAUGGAGCUUAACGAAUUGGGCAAUACAAACCUGGGAUCCUCAUUGACUCUAAAACUUGAAAGUAUCUUUCUCGAAUGGAAGAGUGCAGUGAUACACUUAGAGGAGUGCAAUGAAGAUGCUCGACAAGAGAUCGUUUUCACACAGCAGCUCUUAACGCAAGAUAAGUCUUCAAUCUUUACAAAUCUAACCUCAAAAGUGUUCAGCUCCGAGCUUCAGUUUUCUUGGUGGUCAUUUCCAGCAUUCCUGUGGUCUCAUUUGAUAUUUUUAUCCCGAUCAUUCCCGGAAUACGUUGUCAAUCCAGAUGCCGAUCCUUCUAGCGUUAUCCUACUGCCCAUAGUAGACUUGUUGAACCACGACUACAAUUCCAAAGUUGAAUGGAAGAGAGUUGACGACUCAUUCUGUGUACAAAAACUUGAGACCGUCAUGGCUGGGCAAGAAAUCUGUAACAACUACGGCGGAAAAGGAAACGAGGAGCUCCUUAGUGGCUACGGUUUUGUGUUAGAAAGCAACAUUUUUGACACCGCAGCCUUAAAGGUGAGACUCUCGCAAGCGGUCUUGACACAAAUUUUGAGAGAGACGCAGAUCAAACUACCAAACAUUUCGGAUUACACCACGUCUGCAUUUGACUUUUCAGCAGGUCGCGAGACUGUUCCAGUGUCUGGGGUUGACAUAUCCAAAUAUGAAGACGGUGUUCUAUAUUUGUUGAGCCAGUCAAACUCUCUCUGUCUCGACUGGCUGCUGGAUAUGUUCGCAUUUAUUGAGAAAAGUGCCACGGAGUCAUAUGUCAACCUUAGACCUCGUCUUCAGGGUCUGCAAAAUCUGCGGGCUGCUCUGGAAGCCAAACUUGCCACGUUUAGGCUGGUACCGGAAGAGUCGCAGAAACAAUACAGCAUCAGCACCUACCGUGCCAAGACUGCUCAAGUCUACAAAUCGGGACAAACUAAAAUUGUGAAACAUGCAAUUAAUGAGCUCAAGCGUCUGGAAAAAGAGUGGACAACAAAGUACAAGCGUGAUAUGUUAACAGUCAAGAAGCUUAUGCGUAUUGAUCAAACUUUUCUAGAAGUCGAGCUUCCUGCUUUUUUGCAGCUCGACGACAACUCCGACAUCGCCUUAGACUCCUACAAUACUCUGUUUUAUUUGUGGGUUCUUUGUAAACAUGCCAAUGGUGACGUAACUCAAGAACUUCGAUGGGUUAUGGAUCUGUAUGACACGUUUACCGAGGUUCACGAGAAUGAACCCGACGUGAUCGAUAAGGAGACUAAAUUUCUGCAUCAAACUAUCUUCACUAAUGAUUCCGAGAAACUGUCUCUAAAGCAGUUGGCGCUAGCAGUAAAGUUUGUGAAUGCUAACUCCUAUACUAGACUAUCCAAAGGGGAGAUGAUCUUGGUCAGAAAUGUCAAUUUGUAA